Messenger RNA from Quercus lobata, 1678 nucleotides. RefSeq names its product G-type lectin S-receptor-like serine/threonine-protein kinase At4g03230. Gene Ontology annotation, cellular component: plasma membrane. Gene Ontology annotation, molecular function: protein serine/threonine kinase activity; ATP binding. Bases 304 to 1479 code for a protein of 391 amino acids. The record is from RefSeq and is a predicted model, not a curated record. Lineage: Eukaryota; Viridiplantae; Streptophyta; Magnoliopsida; Fagales; Fagaceae. Gene Ontology annotation, biological process: protein phosphorylation. The transcript has 6 exons.
AUUAUGAAAUCAUAAGAAACCCCUCUUAAAUUUGAAACCCGUCUGCCAGUAGGAUGUCUAGAUAGUUUGUUCUAGGCACUCACUUAUUCCUUUCCUUAAAUGAAUAUUUUUUAUAUGCAUUAUCACAGACCUAGAUUGAAUGCAGGUGGGAAACCCAACCAUUUUAUCUUGACAAUGGCCCAAUAGUAUUCAUCUUACUUAUUGUUUUCUUUCAUUUUUGAAUUUGUGCACAACGAGCUUGCAGUGUCUCACAAAAAAAAGAACCUAUUACGUGCAAUUAUCCCAGUGAUUACUGCAACUUUGAUGGUUAUUGCAUGCUGUUACUUGUAUUAUUUGAGAAGAAGAAAAGUGGCCAACGGACAAGUUAACAGGGAAAGAAAUCAGGGAAACGCAGCAUUUCGACUGUAUGACAGUGAACGAAGUGUCAAAGAAUUGAUAGAUUCAGACCAAUUUAGAGAAGAUGAUAAAAAAGGCAUAGAUGUACCAUUUUUCAAUUUGAAGAGUAUACUAGCAGCAACAGAUUACUUCUCAGAUACAAAAAAGCUUGGACAAGGGGGCUUUGGGCCUGUUUACAAGGGUACAUUUCCAGGAGGACAAGAAAUUGCUAUAAAGAGGCUCUCGAGUGGUUCAGGGCAAGGCUUGGAGGAAUUCAAGAAUGAGGUUGUUUUGAUUGCUAAACUUCAGCAUUGGAAUCUUGUUAGACUUUUGGGUUAUUGCAUAGAAGGAGAUGAAAAAAUGUUACUCUAUGAAUACAUGCCAAAUAAGAGUUUAGACUCAUUUUUAUUUGAUCGGACUCUAUGCGUGUUACUAAAUUGGAAGAUACGCUUUGACAUCAUUUUGGGAAUUGCUCGAGGGCUGCUCUAUCUUCACCAAGAUUCGAGGUUGAGGAUCAUUCAUAGGGAUUUGAAAACAAGCAAUGUUCUUCUGGAUGAGGAGAUGAACCCCAAGAUUUCUGACUUCGGCUUGGCAAGGAUAUUUGGAGGCAAACAAACUGAGGCAACCACGACAAGAGUGGUUGGGACUUACGGCUACAUGUCUCCAGAAUACGCAUUGGAUGGGUUUUUCUCAGUGAAGUCUGAUGCCUUCAGCUUUGGUGUAGUUGUACUUGAGGUUAUCAGUGGAAAAAAGAACACCGGAUUUCACCAGUCAGAACAUACUUUGAGUCUUUUAGGUUAUGCAUGGAAAUUGUGGAAAGAAGGCAAGGCUUUAGAUUUAAUGGACCAAACAAUACGUGAAACUUGUAAUGCAGACGAAUUUUUGAGGUGUGUUAACGUUGGGCUUUUAUGUGUACAAGAAGACCCAAGUGAUCGUCCCACAAUGUCGAAUGUGGUUUUCAUGCUUGGUAGUGAAACUGCAACUCUCCCAACUCCUAAACAACCAACCUAUGUUGUAAGAAGAUCCCUUUCUGGUGCAACUUCUUCUACUACUAAACCAGAAAGCUGGAAUGAAUUAACAUCUACCAUUGAAGAAGGCCGAUAAUGGUGGAUAGCAUAAGGGCUCUCAUGAUUCUUGUUUUAUCUUUAUCAGUCCUGCGGAAGUUUCCAGUAUUCUUCCUAUGCUUCUCAAAGGAACAAUUAAGGCAUAUUUCUUGUCUGUCAUAUUGAUACUUUUUUUAUUUAUUGUCCCUGAUAAGUGAUAAAAUUGUAUCCAAUCUAAGUCUGAUUGUUUCCUAUUUGAA